Lasiosphaeria miniovina is the source of this 402-nucleotide messenger RNA. RefSeq lists its product as uncharacterized. Bases 1 to 402 code for a protein of 133 amino acids. The record is from RefSeq and is a predicted model, not a curated record. The transcript has a single exon. NCBI's taxonomy places the organism in Eukaryota, Fungi, Ascomycota, Sordariomycetes, Sordariales, Lasiosphaeriaceae.
AUGACAACCAUCGAAGACAGGCUGAAGGAGAUCGCGGAGAUCGACAACAAGAUCGAGGCGAUAAUGGCGUACAAGGACAAGAAGGAGGUGGUUGAACAGAAGGAGUCGAUUGUCAAGUUGAGGGACGAGCUGCAGGUCCAAAAUGACCUUGUGGCCAGCGUCGACCCCAGUCUCCUGCAGAUGAUGUCGCGAAGCUCAUCGCGAUCGAGGGAGAAGAGGCAAGGAAGCCGAGACGAGACUACCGAUAUCGCUGAAUCGCUUACAAAGGCCCAGGACAGGAUCGAGGAGAUUGAGGAAGCAAUCGACAAGGCGGGAGAGGAGCUGGAGAUCUGGAAAGGAGAGCUUGAGAAACUAGAGAAGGACCUUGAUAACGUGUCGCUGCACUCACUCGAGCAACUGUAG